CGUCCACGGGUCUCUUUUUCGUAAUCAGGCUUGAGAUGAUCAGCAGUCCAAGCUGAAUAUAAAAACUCUUGCACAUGCUGGGUGACGCGGUAGUCCAAAUGCCCACCGACCUCCGCCCGACCUCCACAUUUGAGCUGGACUCGCCGCUGGAGCCCUCGCACAGACCGAAAGGCAUCACUCGACUGACCGUGGAUGUAACCUCUUCCUAUAGCUCUCAAGUCAAAGCACAAACCCACCCCGCGCCGAGAUGGAGGACACCGGAGUUCAUGGUGUACUACGUGACGUUCCUGUGCGUGGUGCCGCUAAUGGUUUGGAUACCCUAUACACUAAGCUCGCCGUCGCAUCCUAAUUACCCAUACUACGAGCGCUCAUUAUCCCCUGGCUGGUUAUUCGGUAGACGAGUGGACAACAGCGACAACCAAUACAGAUCUUUUCGGAAUGGCCUCCUCCCUCUCACUUUGCUCGCGAGCGUACACUUCGGUCUAAAACUACUCUACGCCGUCCUCACGCGCAAGGCGUCCUCCCUAUCGGGCUCGAAUAAUCUCUACCGCAUACCCUUCCUAGUCGUGUUCUGUACUGCGAUGCUCUUCGGCCUGCACGGCGCGAGCGCACUCAAAGUCUUUGCCAUCCUCUCCGCCAACUACGGCAUCGCGAAGACGUGUAAGGGCUCGAAAGCGGGGCCCAUCCUGACGUGGAUCUUCAACGCGCUCGUUCUCUACGCGAAUGAGAGGAACAGCGGGCAUAGAUUCGAGCAGCUACAUCCCAUCUUCGCGUCUUUGGACGCAUGGCAGGGAAUCUACCCGCGGUGGUACAUCAGCUUCAACAUCACUAUGCUGCGCCUCGUAUCGUUCAGCAUGGACUAUUAUUGGGCGUGUAGGGGCGUUGGCCUGCCUGAGACUUCCUUGUCAGAUAAACAUAGGCCAAGAGUCAACCACAGCCUAGACACCUACUCGUUUCUCAACUAUAUUGCGUACGUGCUGUACCCACCCUUAUAUAUAGCCGGACCUAUCAUGACAUUCAAUGACUUCAUGUGGCAGCUGAAAGCACCACUUACUAUCACCUGGCGGACUGUGCUCGGCUACCUGGGUCGUUUCGUGGUGUGCAUUAUGACGCUGGAGAUGAUCCUGCACUUGAUGUACGUCGUCGCGAUCAAGGACCGUAGAGCUUGGGUCGGCUACUCAGCCGCGGAGCUCUGCAUGGUCGGCUUUUGGAACCUCAUCAUCGUCUGGCUCAAGCUCCUCGUUCCCUGGCGCUUCUUCCGCCUUUGGGCACUCGCAGACGGCAUCGACCCGCCAGAGAACAUGUUGCGGUGCAUGGCGAACAACUACUCGCCGCUCGGGUUCUGGCGCGCGUGGCACCGGUCGUACAACCUCUGGAUCGUGCGCUACAUCUACGUCCCGCUCGGGGGCGCGCGCAACCGCGUCGCCGCGAGUGUGCUCAUCUUCACGUUCGUCGCGCUGUGGCAUGAUUUGUCGUUCAAGCUGCUUGCGUGGGGAUGGCUCGUGAGCUUGUUUAUUCUGCCGGAGGUGGGGGCGAGGUAUUUGUUGCCAGCUUCGAAGUUUGGCGACAGGGCGUGGUACAGACACGUCGGGGCUGUCGGCGGUGUGCUCAACGUGCUGAUGAUGAUGACCGCGAACCUGGUUGGCUUCGUCAUCGGCACCGACGGGAUGAAGUACAUGAUGGAGCAAAUCGUGGGGAGCUGGCAAGGCAUCCGGUUCCUGUUGUUCGCUUGUGCAUGUCUAUUCGUUGGCAUCCAGAUAAUGUUCGAGUACCGGGAGGAGGAGGAGCGACAGGGUAUUGUUCGUCGUUGCUAACAAUUGCGGCUCCAAUGGACUUCGAUAGUGGUAAUGUAAUUUAUUUACUGCCGAUUAUACUGUUCGACAUGCUUU
This is a messenger RNA of Dichomitus squalens LYAD-421 SS1, 1889 nucleotides long. Its product is annotated as MBOAT-domain-containing protein. Gene Ontology annotation, biological process: GPI anchor biosynthetic process. Lineage: Eukaryota; Fungi; Basidiomycota; Agaricomycetes; Polyporales; Polyporaceae. The coding region runs from base 99 to 1814 and encodes 571 amino acids. Gene Ontology annotation, cellular component: endoplasmic reticulum. The record is from RefSeq and is a predicted model, not a curated record. The transcript is spliced from 9 exons.